Messenger RNA from Belonocnema kinseyi, 1855 nucleotides. RefSeq names its product beta-parvin (gene parvin). The transcript is spliced from 6 exons. Gene Ontology annotation, biological process: cell projection assembly; actin cytoskeleton organization; establishment or maintenance of cell polarity. Bases 40 to 1137 code for a protein of 365 amino acids. Gene Ontology annotation, cellular component: focal adhesion; cytoplasm; actin cytoskeleton. Gene Ontology annotation, molecular function: actin binding. The record is from RefSeq and is a predicted model, not a curated record. Lineage: Eukaryota; Metazoa; Arthropoda; Insecta; Hymenoptera; Cynipidae.
UUCAAAAUUAAACAAUUUACAGUUGAUUCCCAUACAAUCAUGGCGUCACCUCGUCCAAAAUCGCCCCGUCCGCCUAUUUCAGCCAAAAAAGAUGAUAAAGAGGAGAGUUUUUGGGACAAAAUUGGAACCCUAGGACGUAAAAAACGCAUCAAGGAGGUCCAAGAAGUACAAGAAGAAGGAAAAUAUGCUAUUGACUCGCCAGGACUUGCCGCAAACCCCGAAUUACCUCCGGAAGAAUACAACAUCGAAGAAAAUGAGGAACGUUCAAUGAUCGAACCAAAGUCCCUCGAAGAGCCAAAAGUACUCGAAUUAAUUUCUGUUCUGAUAGAAUGGAUCAACGACGAAUUAGCUAAUCAGCGGAUCAUUGUAAAGAACAUCGCUGAAGAUCUUUAUGAUGGCCAAGUACUUCAAAAACUGUUAGAAAAAUUGACGGGGAGAAAAUUGGAUGUUCCGGAAGUUACUCAAUCAGAGGAGGGACAAAAACAAAAACUUGAGGUCGUUCUUCAUGCUGCAAAUCAUGUUCUCGGACGUUAUCCACCUUAUAAAUGGAGCGUCGAGUCAGUGCAUUCAAAGAACAUCGUAGCUAUUUUGCAUCUUCUGGUUGGCUUGGCACGGCAAUUUCGAGCGCCUGUUAGAUUGCCGGAACGUGUUUCUGUUUACGUUGUCGUUGUAAAAAAGAAGGAUGGACAAUUGAUUCACAGAACUGUGAAAGAGGAACUCACUUCCACGUAUGACGACGUUGGAAUGCGAUGUGAACGAGAUGCUUUUGAUACUCUCUUCGAUCAGGCUCCUGAAAAAUUGGCAGUCGUCAAGAGGUCUUUAGUGACUUUUGUGAACAAGCAUCUGAGCAAAGUUCACUUGGAAGUCACGGACUUGGACUCUCAAUUCCACGACGGAGUUUUCCUGACUUUGUUAUUGGGACUUCUUGAAGGAUUUUUCGUGCCCUUGGGAAGUUUCCAUCUGACUCCAAAGACUCACGAACACAAAGUUCACAAUGUUGCAUUUGCUUUCGAGCUUAUGCAAGAUAUCGGUUUGCCGAAACCGAAAGCCAGACCUGAAGAUGUGGUGAAUUUAGAUCUGAAAUCAACACUUCGUGUAUUAUACAAUCUCUUCACCAGAUAUAAAGGAAUCAACUAAAUCAAUUGAAUCAGCACUAAUCAAAAGAGGCGAUUUACAAAACAAAUCACACUAGCAAAAGGAGAUCAUUAUUUAUGAUCAGUCGAGUUCCAAGAAUUCUGAACCAGUCAUAAAACUUAUAAUUAAUGUCCAUUUUCUCUUCUAUUUUGGAUAGGAAAACUUUUAUUCAUUUUACUAACUAUAAAUAGUAUGGUAUUCUGUACUUUCGAAAAACGUCAAUGAAACUGCCAUCGUUUUCUUAAUAUUUUUAAUUUACUGAAAUCCGACUAGAAGCCGAUUUUUCCUUUUUCAUUCAAGGUAUUCUUGAAUCUAGCGAUUUUGCUAGAAAAAUCGGCCUAUUGCCUAACAGUUUCAAAUAACGGAAUGACUUUUAUAACCUCACGUGCCUUUUGUUACGAGGAGUGAAAUUAACUAGGACCAUAGGUUUUUAAAAAUAUUUACUGCUAUUUUAUUGAACUGCAAGACGCUUGAUUGUCUUUAUACAAUCUUGUAUUUUAAUAUUUGAAUCAUUUACAGUUUAAAUCUUGCCUAUUUGAGAAAAAUUUGAUAGUAUAAGUCACUUUUUCAGAGCCUGCGGUCCCGAUAUUAAUAUUGUAAUAUUACUCGACACUUCAAAAAAUUAACGUCUACGUGUACAAAAAUUUUUACAUAGUCUAGCUGUUAUACUCAUUCGUGUAUUUAUAUCUCAGAACGAAAUAUAUUUAUAUUUACAAUUAAA